This is a messenger RNA of Lineus longissimus, 5004 nucleotides long. Its product is annotated as metabotropic glycine receptor-like. Gene Ontology annotation, molecular function: G protein-coupled receptor activity. Gene Ontology annotation, cellular component: membrane. The transcript has 10 exons. The record is from RefSeq and is a predicted model, not a curated record. Bases 489 to 3011 code for a protein of 840 amino acids. NCBI's taxonomy places the organism in Eukaryota, Metazoa, Nemertea, Pilidiophora, Heteronemertea, Lineidae. Gene Ontology annotation, biological process: G protein-coupled receptor signaling pathway.
GGACUAUCUUCUGUGUGCUAUUUCGUAAGGAUAAGGAUGCUAUGUAGAACAUAUCUAGCGGAUUUUGUUUUCAUAAUGGAGAUACUAACAACAUGAGUCAGUGUACGAGAUUCUAUCGCAAUGGAUAAAGGAAUACACGAGCUGCUUCUGAGCACUAUUCAAUGUUAUGGAUAUAUAUUCUUACCAGAUUUCCCAUUAAUUCCAAGUGGUCCUCCCGUGGUAGGAAAAUGAGGGAUGCUCGGUUUGGUUUGUAUAGAUGGUUGCUUUAAAGGUAUAUGCUGAAUGCAUGUACCUGCUACAAUAUACUGGCAAUAGCCAUGUUUACUUUACGCAUAUCAGCUAGGUCUCUAUGAGGUUUUCAAAUAUGAUGUAGCGGGUGAAGAAAUCGCUUAAGAUGUCAGAGCGUUUGCUCAGAGAACCCGCUGUAUGGAGGGACAUCUCAGACAAGUACAUACAGCAAGGCGCUUCGUAGAUCUGAUAUAUUCAAAAUGGAGUCCAAUGGUGUAGUUCUUGCAGUCUGUCUAGUACUGGCAUGUUUAAAUCACUUAAGUGCCGGUGUAGAGGGAAGAUUUCGACACGAGUUAGGCUUGAAAUAUAGAAGAUCGAGCCGAAAUAUACGUUAUGACGUUGGCGAUGGUUGGAAAUCGCCAAAAGGCGAAACAGGUGAAAGGCGGAUCUAUACCCGGGAGAUCCCGGCCAAGAUUCGUUACCUCUUUGACGUAGAUUACCAAUCUGGGUUGUUGGAUUACAUCAAAUACAUACAGAAUUUAGGAGAUCAAGGCAAUUGCACUAGAACCAGUCUUGCACGGUUUGAUUAUGAGUUCCCGCAGUCGUCCUACGAUAGAUUCGCGAAGCAAAUGGACGAAGCGGUCAACACUGCUAGCUUCGUCGGUGGGGUCUUCCAGACAAAUAAACCGGGUAAAGCACGCCGGGAUGAUGGAAAGAAGAAGAAAUUUGACAUCAGGUUCAAUGAUGGCUUUUAUUAUUCCAUUGUGCGAUGGAUGGUUGAGAGUGAUAGUUUGAUAUUUGGUUGUGCCAUCGGGUUCGCCACGGACCUAUACUACCGCCGGGGCAACCAACCAACGUCGUUCUGUCCCUACGCUUACAUGGAUACAAAGACGGGAAAGACGAUUGUCAAGGAUCUAUCCAGGGAGUUAUUGUACUACCAUAACCGUACAACAGGUUGCGAAUGGUACAGGGACCAAAAGUUUAGGAAUUUCUCCCAUUUGUUCACUCAGAACACUACACAAUAUCCGGCGUAUUCUGACAGCGUGGGGGAUGUACUAGACAAUGUAUCGGUAACCAGUGCCACGAGGAAGGAGGGGUUAUGGAGUCCUCCCUACUUUGACUGCGCAAAGGGGGCUAACUGGCUGGUGACCUACUCUGUUCCCUUCUUUGAUGUUGGAGGCGGAUUUGUGGGUGUGGUUGCCGUUGACAUAGAUCUAAAGAACCUUGACAUCAACCAAUGUAGCAAAAAGGGACUCUUCGCCAGUACGCACAAAUGCUCAAUGGAGACCACACAGUGUAAACACAUGCCAGGAUACGGGUUCCACAGAGGAAACUAUAGGUGUUAUUGUAAGGACGGCUUCUAUUUCCCUCCGAAUCCCGAGGGGGUGGACUAUUUCAAUGGGUCGUUGUUAGAAGAAGAAUUCAUUCGUCGUAAUGAGGGGAACUUAGCAGGCAACUCAAAGGACAACAAUCAGUGUCUUCCAUGUGCACGUGGUUGCCACGUUUGCACGAACAAUACGCCAUGUUUCGUAGAGUAUGACGUCAUGCUACGGGGGAUUCCCCUUGGAAUACAAAGUUUUUGUAUGACUAUAACUCUCGUAUUGGGAUUUAUUCUUAUUCGCCUGAGGAGGAAUAGGGUGAUGAAAUCUAGUAUGUGGGUUAUGUUAGAAAUCCUUCUAUUUGGGGCUUUACUGCUGUUUUCAACGGUCGUCAUCCAGUAUUUUGAACCCAACACGACGACUUGUUUACUUAUUCCAUGGUUCCGAGAAGUGGGCUUCGCAAUUGUGUAUGGUGCUCUAAUACUCAAGGUGUACAGAGUUCUGGCUGAGUUUCAAUCCCGCAAAGCACAUCGAGUCCAUGUGAGAGAUCGUGAUCUCCUGAAAUAUCUGCUAGGUAUAGCGCUAAUUGUGAUUGGCUACAUGUCCGCAUGGACCGCAGUAAAUAUGGAUCACGUGCGGGAGAACGAUAGCCUAUUGGACGAGGGCAUCACGCCGGACAAAACAAAAUAUUUGAUAUGUAAAUCACAUUGGUGGGAUUAUGUUAUUGAAAUAGGGGAAAUUUUGUUUCUUUGUCUUGGGAUUUACCUGUGUUACUGUGUUCGAUCAGCGCCGUCUGAAUAUGGUGAGAUACGGUAUAUAUCAUGGGCCAUAUAUAACGAGACAGUCAUCUCAACAAUAUUGUAUGUACUCAGACAUUUUCUGUGGUUAGCCGUUAACCCAGAUUACAUCUUUCUCAUGUACUUCAUCCGCUGUCAGCUCACAGUCACCGUCACACUCAUACUCGUUCUAGGGCCUAAGCUUUGGUAUGCGCACCGCCCUCCAGACGACGACACUUUUCGAACACGAGCAUUCUCAACUUCUGAUGUACAUGACACAAUACUUCCCGAAUCUAUGAAACUCCACGUAGGGAUAUCGUCCAAUGGUGAUGUAGAUGUGGGCGAAAUAAACCUAGCUGAGAUGGACCCGGAAGAUAUUCGGGCUGAACUCAAAAGACUCUACACACAGUUACAGGUUUACAAAACUAAAACUAUGCGUAAGGAUAACCCUCAUAUAUCAAAGCGUAGAGGUGGUAGAAAAAACACACAUCGAAGGUUUUCUUUACAAGCAUUCCGCCAUCAUCGCAGUCACCAUCACCAUGACGAACACGAACACGAACUGUCGAAGACUCCCGAAGAGUCCACGAACAGUGCCGAAGGCGUGAACAUUGCACUCGACGGCUCAAGUCGGGCCGAAGAGGGCAGCCAUGUUUUACCUAGUGUGACUUUCAAAACGAGCCACAAAUAGUUCAUGUUAUAAAUACUCAUUAUGAUAUCAUCACCUCUAAUCGCUUUUUAUAGGACAAUAACUCAAACAGGACUGGAUAAAAUUAUUGUAAAGUUUAACAUUUAGACGAUUUUAAUACAUUUUCUCUUCGGAAUCGCUGCAUUUUCUGAUGCGUAUAGUGCUCAAACGACGUGCUCUUAUUCAUGGGCAUGCUUGGGGGUCAAAUUGGUAUUUCAGACCACGUGAUGACCACGUGAUAUUCCGUGGUGAACACGUGAUAUAAUUGUGCACGAUGGCAUUUAGAUCUACAUAGUUCAUGUUGGAGUGUAGUGUUCGUGAAGUGUUCAGAAGAAGUCAUGGUGCUACGCUUAUGGAAUAAAAUGUGAGAUUUCUGUGAAUAUUACCACAAGAAGCUAACUCUCAUACGGAGGAGGGAAAAUUCUGAGCACGAGGGAUUGCGCAACUUGCAAUGAUUUAGCAGUUUUGAACGUCCAACGGAUACCGGAAACUAGAAACUCAUAAAUAUGGAUAUGAUGACGUAUAUUCAAAUUAGGAGACUGAUAUUUCUGGAUGUUGAUUCUGUACUAGAGUCACGUGACUUCUACCUGUUCUCAACGUUUAGAAUAUAUUUUCGACCUGAAUACAACUAUUUAGAUAUGCGUGUAAAAUAAAGAUACUUUCUAAAUGCAAUGUUAAGAAAAUUAGAAAAAUCGAAAGAUACAUUUAAUAGUAUAUAAAUGUUUUAAUACUGCUUAAGAGUUAAUCUUUUUUACAAAAUGCCGUUGUAUAUAAUUAUUUCUUGCUCCAUUGAAGAAAUUGAGGGAACUAUUAUUAUUAUUGAUUAUCAACAUAAUUAUUCUUAUUAUUGUUCGAUUAACGUCUCAAUGUUAACUUCAAGUCAGUCCAAGAAUAUUUGCUCUUAUUCACAUAGAGGCCUCUGUCGUGCGAAAUUAUCAAAUUCGAUCAGUGCAGUGAUUCACGUGACGGGCUACGUGUUGUAAGUCGUUCCGCUUGGUUCUGCUUAAUCAGUACACUGCCAGUAACACCACAGUUGGGUUGAAGUUGGAGCAUGAAGCCCCUACCAAAGUUACCAUGGACAGAGUAUGUUCUGUUCUACUGAGGUUGAAUCAAAUCGAACAGCAUACAACGCGUAGUCCACCACGAGAAUCACCACACUGUUUAUGGUUGAACCUUAUUCUGUUCACAAAUCCUUCAGACUUAUUUAUUUGCCUAUCGGUGCAUCAAGAUGAAUGAGAAAAUAUGUCCCCCUUUAAAUACCAGGUGGGUCACUAGUUAAAUAGAAGAGGCACUAUCGUGAACAUGAAGGCUAUGCACCUUGCGUAAACGCGACAGCUCCUUUUUUUUAUAGAAGGCGACCCCGCUGAUAUUUUUAAGGCAGACCUAGUUUCUCAUUCGACGAGAUCACAUGUAUGUGAUGUCUUGUGAUUUUAUGCAGCUGUUACAAGGCUCUUUCUUCAACAAGGCCCGUUUUGCUAUUACAAAGCUAUUACACCUUGCAAAUGAAAUGAAGUGUCUAGUCCUCUGCCAGAUUUCUCAUUAGCUUUGUAUGUAUUCAAUAUCGUGAGGGUGAAUCUAAAUAAAUGCAAGGGGCAGAAGUGAAUACUCUUACAUAUCAACCAUUAAGAGAAUCCUUGUGUCAGAAGAAAAAUGGCAGAAAUGGUGCGCAUCAUCACCACAGUCGCCAGCUUCGUACCCAGUAUAUAGUAACAAUGAAAACUUGUAAUAUACAUGUAGUUGCAUAUCCAGAGCUUGAUCGUUGCCAAGAAUUGUAAACUAUAUAGAACGUUAGAGGCAGGCGCCACCUGUCAGUGUUGGUAGAACCAUUCAAAGCCCACACUCAUCCUUCGACACAAGAGUAGUCAGUCAAAAAUUGACUUUUCUGAUUAGCCUGAGUAUACAUUUCGUUAUGUGAUGCUUUUCCUACGAGAUCAAUUUUUUCAAGGCCAAACUAUUUGAAUAAAUGGGACCAGUCGAUAAAAUAAAUCCUAAUCUA